UUAAUAAAUAUUCAUAAAAACAUUUAGUGCAAAAAGAGUAUUUUUACAAGGAUAGUUCUCCUUUAACACGUGGCCAACACAUUUGUACUGUUUCUUGAAUCAAAAGAAAGGUACUAAUUUGAUUGGCUCAAUAUCUGGUGAAACGGUAAAGGUGAAAUCAAAUGUUUAUGAUCCUUGAAUUUGUUUUCUAUUUUUUGCAGAUUCCAUUCUCAUUCAUCCAGUUUCCUAUAUGGGAGUAUCUCAAGAAACAGUUAUCAAAUCAUGAUGGCACAAUAAAUGCACUACAUUCUGGGUUAGCUGGUGCAAUAUCUGGUGCUAUUUCAGGUGCAAUAACGACUCCUUUGGAUGUUGUCAAAACAAGAGUAAUGCUAGCUGAGAAAGAGGCAGAGACAGCAAAGGCUGGUAUUAUACAAUUAGCAAUGAAAAUUGGCAGGGAUGAAGGUGUGCACAGAUUGUUUUCUGGCUUGGUGCCAAGAGUGGUGUGGUUAGCACUAGGUGGAUUUGUAUUUUUAGGAGCAUAUGACAGUUGCAGGCAUUUUCUUAUACAAUUAAAGUAAGAUUUUUAUUAAAGAAAGACAAGUGAGAGAGCAUGCCUGAGUCACAAAAAUCUUAAAAUGAUCCUUUACAAUACUCCUAAAUGAUUUGGAAAAACUAUUACUUGCUGUCAAAAUUUGUAUCCAAGUAUGAAAUAGUUGCAAGUAAAAAAGCAAAGCUGUACACUCCCAGUGACCUUGCUUCACACUCCAAUAGGCACCAUACUUUUAAUAUAUCGUGAAGGCAGCUGAAAAGUUGCAUGGCAUAUGUGCAAACUUCAACAAAACAUUGGAGUUGUGAAAAUGUUUAGAUACUUGUUUCUCUACUAGCUUUGAAUAUCCCAUUAAUAUCCCAUUAAUGCAUAGCUGUCUUAAUUUUCGAUGAGCCAUAUUUGCAAUAAAAACUAUUUAAUGUUUGUUUGUUUACUCCUUUAUUUUUUAAAUUGUAUUUCAUAUUUUUAGUC
Rhopilema esculentum is the source of this 997-nucleotide messenger RNA. The record is from RefSeq and is a predicted model, not a curated record. Lineage: Eukaryota; Metazoa; Cnidaria; Scyphozoa; Rhizostomeae; Rhizostomatidae.